This is a messenger RNA of Opisthocomus hoazin, 1338 nucleotides long. Lineage: Eukaryota; Metazoa; Chordata; Aves; Opisthocomiformes; Opisthocomidae. The record is from RefSeq and is a predicted model, not a curated record.
ACUUUGGGAACUAUCACUGCAGUGCCCAUUAAGGUUCCUCAGGUCAGCUCCUUGCAGAGGUUGGCAGGACAAGGACCAGCAGUGCUACCUCAGGUUAGGCCAAAGACCCUGAUUCCAGACAGCCUCCCUAUCUCCCCAUGCAGAGACCAACCGUCCAAGCAGCCUCCUACCUUCCAGAAGGCAACCGUCGUCAGCAUCAAAAACCCCAGCCCUGCCCUCCCAACUGCCAAUAACACCGUCAGCCAUGUACAGACGCCCAACAGCCAGUCGCAAAGCGUCACCGAGCCUGCAGCUGUUUCGUCACCUCUGAGCAGCGCGGGCGUGGCGUACGCCAUCAUUUCCACCUCGCCCAGCAAUGCAGCUCCUCUCAGCACCAGCGCGGCUGUCUCGGUGGUCAGUGACAGCAUUAAAGUGCAACCCCUCCUCAUUAGUGCCGACAACAAGGUUAUCAUUAUUCAGCCUCAAGUCCAAACCCAGACAGAAAGUAAAGUGGAGACAAAGAAACCUCCUGAAGAGUCAGCUCAGGGACCCCCUGCUACCAAAAAGAAAAAGGAGGAAAAUCCAGAGAAAAUUGCCUUCAUGGUAGCAUUAGGACUGGUUACAACAGAACAUUUGGAAGAAAUCCAGAGCAAGCGUCAGGAAAGAAAGAGAAGAAGCACAGCAAAUCCAGCCUACAGUGGACUCUUGGAAACAGAGCGGAAACGCCUUGCAUCGAAUUAUUUGAAUAACCCCUUGUUCCUUUCAGCAAGAGCAAAUGAGGAUCCAUUCUGGAAGAGUGAGAUCCACCACGAUGAACACUGCACUGCCUGCAAGCGCGGCGUUAACUUGCAGCCCUGUGGCGCAUGUCCCAGAGCGUAUCACCUCAGCUGCUUGGACCCGCCCCUCAAAACUGCCCCCAAGGGGGUUUGGGUCUGUCCAAAGUGCCAACAGAAGGUGUUAAAGAAAGACGAAAAUGUGCCAUGGACUGGAACUCUGGCUAUCGUUCACUCCUAUGUUACUCAUAAAACAGUCAAAGAAGAGGAGAAGCGAAAGUUAUUAAAGCGAAACAGUGAGCUGAAGAGUGAGCAUAGACAGUUAGAAGAAAAAGAUCGACUUCUCAGCAGUGCAGUGAAGAAAUGCUUAGAGCUAAAAGCCAGCCUGUUGGCCCAGCAGAAAGGGACUCAGUCGUCACUGGACCGUCUCAAAACCCUCAUUAGACUGAUACAAAACGAGCAGAUGAUUCAGGUUACCAUGACGACCACCACCACCUCCUCCCUGCUAACUGUCCCCUGGAUCAAACCCUCCCCUGCCUCCGCUGCCAUGCACAAAGCCUUGCAGCAGUCACAGGGCAACAACUGA